This is a messenger RNA of Polistes dominula (European paper wasp), 1958 nucleotides long. RefSeq names its product cyclin-dependent kinase inhibitor dacapo (gene dap). Gene Ontology annotation, cellular component: nucleus. The record is from RefSeq and is a predicted model, not a curated record. Lineage: Eukaryota; Metazoa; Arthropoda; Insecta; Hymenoptera; Vespidae. Gene Ontology annotation, biological process: regulation of cell cycle. Gene Ontology annotation, molecular function: cyclin-dependent protein serine/threonine kinase inhibitor activity.
UUUCGCAAAAGGAAAUAAAAGAAGGAAAGAAUAUAAUAAAGAAGAAGAAGAAGAGAAAAGCUGAAGGCUUCGUCCUCGUUCGUGAACGUUGGAAGUUUGUUUUCAGCCUUUCGUCUCUUACGCUUGCAGUGUUGUCGGAUUGCGCGAGCAGCGUUCGAACGUUGCGCCGUGUCCCGCCGCGUACUGCCUCCCCCUUUACUUCUCUCUUAGACUCUUGAAACAUUUUCGUUUCAAGAAACUCAUGUGCUGGGAAAAACAGGAUCGUGAAGAAUAAUCCGAUUGGAAUAUAAUCGUUCGAAGUGAAAGGUAUCAGAGUAGUAUUACUGCGUACAUAAGAUCGUGUGUUCUCAGUUAACUUCUCGCUGAUCUCUGAUCUCAAAAGAGAGAGAGAGAGAAAGAUAGAGAGAAAGAGUUAGUUAAAGAACAGCAGCGCAGAAGUGGUAGUAAGGAGGAACGUGCGGCCAUUAUUCGAAAUUCGGUGGAUCGCGCGGUGUUGCCGGGUUGUUGUUCGGCGCGAGUAUUUCAACGCUUCGAGACACGACGAUUCCGAGAAGGAUAAUCAUCUCUGUUGUUGGGCGGUGGUGCGAGUGGGAAAGAAAUAGUUGGACAAUAACCAGUGAAGGAAUAAGAAAAACGAGGGCUUUUAUGCCGGGCAAAAGUAAUUUUCAUUACGUCGAUACUACGACGCGGAUUGUUCGAACGUCGUCGCUUCGGCGGGCGGCGGAGGGACAGUGAUUUUUUUUUGUUCGUUUAAGUGUGAACGUUCGAAGAAAACAAAGCAUUGUAGUAUAUUAGAGAAAAGAAAAAUAAGGAAAAGAAGUAGAGGAGAGAGAGAGCGACGUUUGCGCGCUCUAGAAGGUGUAACAACGAAAAAUAUGAGCGCAAGAGUGUUGAAUCCGGCGAUGAUGACGGAAAUGAGUCGGAACUUAGGGGGAGGGCGAACGGUGCCGAGCACAGCAGCUCUCGCGCGCGUUAGAAGGGAUCUGUUUGGUCCUGUUGACCAUGCCGCUGCUCGUGCCUUGGCCGAACGCGAGUUACGUGCCCAAUCUUUGUUGGAUACCGAGAGAUGGGGAUUCGACUUUCACUUGGAAAUGCCCAAAUCUAAUUCAAGAUAUGAUUGGGAGAUUGUUACGUCGAAGGAUAUUAUACCGGAGCCUUAUGCGCUUCGCAGUAUGCCCUAUUUGAGGAAACACGCGCCUUCGACGCCAAGAAAAUGCGAAGAUAAUAAUGUUGUUGUACAACAGCAGCAAACUACAACUCUUCUUUCUACGCCUCCCCAACGAACGUUGAAUGGAAUGACCAAUGUGAAAGCAGCGGUGGCAACAGCAACAACACCAGCAGCCACCACUGCUACCGCGGUCGUUGUCGUUGCAGCUUCGACUACGACGAUAGCAACAGCACCUAUUAUUACCAAUGGAAAAUCGAAGAAAACUACGAUUAAUCAACGAGCACAAGAAGAUGAAACUACAGAAGAAAUUUUCGAUGAAAAUACCAAGUCCGAAAGGACACCACCUCAACGAGAAAGAUCAAGAGUACCAGAAAUUGGCGAAAGUACGCCGAAUGAAACCUCCUCCGAUGAUCAUACCACUUAUGAGAGUUCCAGGAAAAAGAAAUAUUCCACCAUUGAACCUUCUACGCCUGUCUUGCCGAUGAGCACGAGAAAAAUCACGACCAUCACGCACUACAUGAAGAGUCGUAAACGUCGUCUAAACGGUGGUACGAAGAGUGUAAUAGAACCACCGGAAAAGGUUGCACGUAAUGCAGGACAAAUACGCAGCUAAAGAGGCCUUCGGCAUUCUCCUUCAGCCUCGUUUCUAGUUUUUCUUCUUCGAUGAUCCAAUAUAGCGUGUUGUCUACGUUUCAAAUCAUAUAUCAAAUCAAUUAGAAACACACACGCACAAAAUUCAUCCCUAUAAUUAUUAUUGGGAAUACAUUUUGUUAUUUUUCUAAAAAAAAAA